Phlebotomus papatasi is the source of this 1690-nucleotide messenger RNA. RefSeq names its product L-dopachrome tautomerase yellow-f2-like. NCBI's taxonomy places the organism in Eukaryota, Metazoa, Arthropoda, Insecta, Diptera, Psychodidae. Bases 41 to 1471 code for a protein of 476 amino acids. Gene Ontology annotation, cellular component: extracellular region. The transcript is spliced from 2 exons. The record is from RefSeq and is a predicted model, not a curated record.
UUUAGUUUGUUCUUACUUGAGCAGUGUAGUGUGUUUAAGGAUGAAGAUCACUUUAGGAAUAGGACUUUGUGUUCUUGCUUUGCAAGUUACUGGCCAAUUUUAUUAUAAGAAUGGACACCAUGUAGACGAAGUGUAUAAGUGGACCAAAGUUGAAUAUGAAUAUUUACCAAAACUAGAAAAUUCAUACAUUGGACCCUAUCGGUAUUACAUACCGGAAAACAACAAUAUUGCUAGUCUUGGAUAUCAUCCAGCUAGUGGAUUGAUGAUAGUGAGCAUUUUUCGCAUGAGACCUGGAGUUCCUACUAAUUUGGGAGCUUUUUGUGUUGGUGAUUAUGAAUUAGGAUCAAGUCCAAGAAUCUGGGGAUUUCCGAAUUACGAAAUAAAUGACCUGCAACCAUCUGAUUUCUCCAUACCAACUGAAGAAGAGAGAGGAGUAGGAGUGUGGAACAAACCAGGAGAUCGCAGUCCAUCAGUGGGAUAUUACUAUAAUAACCCUUAUAAUAGAUUCUCAAGCAUAAGGCCUUUGUCAAUUUAUGGAAGGCCAUUAGAAAGAAUUGUGUCGACAUUCCACAUUACGGUUGACGAAAGAUGUAAUAGAGUAUUCUUCAUGGAUAAUGGACAAGUACAAUAUUAUAAAAAUGCAACCUAUUCUAUUCAGAAACCAGCUCUUUGGGUAAUUGAUUUGCCAGCAAACGGAUGUCAAACUCGUAAUUUUCCUAUUCUCAGACGUACGGUCUUACCUGAUCACAUAGCUGCGCGAGCUUCUAAUGGAUUUGUUCAAGUUACUUUGGAUUAUCAGUCGGACAAUUCAUGUGAAGAUCUCUUUGUUUACAUUACAAACACUUUUUACAAUUUCAUGGUGGUUUAUGACUAUAAGAACGAUGAUUUUUGGACAUUUGACCAUCAAACUUUCCAACCAGUUAUCUCAGAAUCAUAUUUUGUGUUUGAUAAUUAUUUUAAUUACAACGCAAAUUUGGGGUUGUUUUCAGUUGCUCUAGGAUUUCCCGAUACUAAUGGGGACCGUACAGCUUUCUACACCAAGAUAGCAGGUACAGCUCAAUACUCUGUUUCCACGAGAGUACUCAAGAACAAGGCAAAUUCCUAUAUUAGCUUUAAUUCAGAUGAUUUUAGUAUCAUGGGAUACCUAGGAUGUAAUCACCAACCUGUAAAAACUGCCAUUGAUUAUUCCUAUGGAGUGAUGUUUUAUACACAACUCCAAUCGAAUCAAAUUCUCUGCUGGAAUAUUAACAAGCCUCUUAAUCCAGAUAACAUUGGUGUUGUUCAUGAAUUUGAAAAGUUUACCUUACCUAUUCAAAUAUUUGUAGAUUCUGCAGGAUACUUGUGGUUCCAAUCUAGCUAUACUCCAAUCAUAUAUGCAUCAGAUAUACCUUUAGAUCCAUAUCAAGUGUCUACCAGAGUUUUCCGCAUUAGAGUUGAUGAAGCAAUUCGAGGAACCGUGUGUGAAAAUUAAGAAAAAAAAAAUUACAAAUAUGAAAAUAAUCUAUUAUAUUAAACGAAAGGAUGAUGAAAACCGUAAAUCUUUGCAUAAGUGUAGUAAUUACUAACACAGAGGGCCUUUUUAAUGUAAAAAUAACUAAAUAAAAAUCUUUAUACUUCUUAAUAAAAUUUUAAAAAGAUAUGAGGGUUUAGUGUUGAGGACAUAUCAAUAAAGAGCUUUUAUAAAUGGAAA